CAAGUCCUUUGGCCCUAUAUGGGAAAGCAAGGGGCUGCACGGCAAGCUGGUAAUUCAAUUCGCAGAAAACUAAUAUUAGAUUUGUCGAGAAGAUUGUAGAAUAGAAGGUCGGCAUCACUCGUUGGGAUACGCGUUUGCUUGGGCUCUAUAGUUAAUCAUAUUCGGAGGCAGGAGGUAAUCUAUUUGGAUUUCGAUUUGGAUCCAUGGCUCUCAAUCCUCAAUUGUUUAACAAUGGGAUGCCGGUGCCCUUCGUCAACGAGUUUUUCGUCCUCAAUAGAGAUGGCGUUGAGUUUAAUGUCGAUAAGAUUCCCGGAGCUCAUGGAGGCAAUGUAAAGGCGAAGGGGAUAAUUUACUUGUCAAAUGUUCGCAUGGUCUUUGUUGCCACUAAACCUGUUGGAAACUUUGUUGCUUUUGAUAUGCCCCUGCUCUACGUCCAUGGUGAGAAAUUUAACCAGCCAAUAUUUUACUGCAACAAUAUUUCUGGUCUCGUGGAGCCUGUGGUCCCUGAAAAUGAGCAUAGGGCUCUGUACUCCACCCACUCUUUCAAAAUUUUGUUUAAGGAAGGGGGUUGUGGUACCUUUGUUCCCCUUUUUUUCAACUUGAUUUCAUCAGUUAGACAGUAUAAUCAACAAAUAAAUAUGGCAGCAGAACCUCGUGUAGAUCCUUUACAAGCUGCACAAACUCCUGUUGAGGAAAUGAUGAGACAUGCAUAUGUUGAUCCAAAUGAUCCAACAAGAAUCUUUUUGCAGCAGCCCACCCCGGAUUCUCAACUUAGACGCCGCACCUACCAGUCUCGCCCAGCUGAAAACUCAAUCUGAUUUUUAUCUUACAAUUGCAGAAUGUGAUACUGCUUUCCAGUGAAUUAAGUCAUGUAACUACGUUGUGUCAUUCCAGUACAUAAUAAACAUAUAUGGGUGUUGUAUUGCAAUAAAUAUCUGCUUUCUAAGUAA
Messenger RNA from Mangifera indica (mango), 950 nucleotides. Its product is annotated as UPF0664 stress-induced protein C29B12.11c-like. Gene Ontology annotation, cellular component: nucleus. The record is from RefSeq and is a predicted model, not a curated record. Gene Ontology annotation, biological process: positive regulation of DNA-templated transcription. Bases 204 to 818 code for a protein of 204 amino acids. Gene Ontology annotation, molecular function: transcription coactivator activity; chromatin DNA binding. NCBI's taxonomy places the organism in Eukaryota, Viridiplantae, Streptophyta, Magnoliopsida, Sapindales, Anacardiaceae. The transcript has 5 exons.